Messenger RNA from Pollicipes pollicipes, 1224 nucleotides. RefSeq names its product glutathione S-transferase D4-like. The transcript has 5 exons. The record is from RefSeq and is a predicted model, not a curated record. Gene Ontology annotation, biological process: glutathione metabolic process. The coding region runs from base 62 to 712 and encodes 216 amino acids. NCBI's taxonomy places the organism in Eukaryota, Metazoa, Arthropoda, Thecostraca, Pollicipedomorpha, Pollicipedidae. Gene Ontology annotation, molecular function: glutathione transferase activity.
GACGACCACAGGGCACCGACGGCACCCCGCGCCGGCGCCGGACGCACCAGGUGACGACACCAUGGAAUUGAUGUACAGCCCUAUGUCCACGUCCUGCCGGGCCGUACUCAUGUGCAUCAAGGAGAUGAAGCUCAAAGUCGAUCUCAAGAAGAUGGACAUCCAGAGGAAGAUGGAACACAUGAUGGCCUGGUUUGUGAAGCUGAACCCGCAGCACACCGUGCCAACCCUGGAAGACAACGGCUUCAUCCUGUGGGAGAGCCGGGCGAUCUUGCAGUACCUGGUGAGCGCACACGGCCGGCCUGAGUACGACCACCUGUACCCCGCCAACGACCACCAGAGGCGCGCCACCAUCGACCGACUGCUCCAGUUCGACUUGGUCACACUCAACAGGGCCAUUCUGGAAUACUUUGAGCCAGUGAUCCACCACGGGCACGCGCCCGACGACACCAAGGCCAACGCUCUCAAGCAGUCGCUCGACUACCUGGACCGCUUCCUGGAGGGCCACUACGCCGUGGGCGACCGGUUGAGCAUCGCUGACCUGUCGCUGCUCGCCACCGUCUCCCGCCUGCAGGCGCACAACUACCGCACCGACUCGUACGCACGCCUGCGCACCUGGCAGGCGCACCUGCAGGCGACGCUGCCCUACUACGACGAGUGCAACCGGGAGGGGAUGGAGAUGUACCGCCAGAUGCUGGAGCAGAGGAAGCAGUGAUGGUGGAACAAAGAAGAUGGCGCUGGGGAGCGGUUGGCGGCCAUGAUAAGGUCGUGCUCUUCAAGUUCUCUCGUUAUUUUUUGUGGUAGAGCCAGAGAGGACAGCGAAGGUUUCCUGUGGUCGUUUCGUUAGAAGCGCGCGACACAUGCAUAAAUCAAGCUUUAUCGGUAUGUCAUUUAGAUAAUUAUCGGUACGUCAGUUAGAUAAUUGGGAUCGACGUUUAAUGCACUAAUAAUGAUUUAAGGUGGAUGUUGGGGUCACCGUUCCGUACCCAAAUCAGACAUGACGGCGACCUGACUGAUCUGGAGCACGGGGCUAGCUUUUCUAACCAAAUGCUUCGCUGUUCCAGGCAGAAUUGUUAGUCUAAGGAAACGUGGUAAGACAAGUAAACUUGAAGCAACCUGAUGAAAUCCAUCCCGGUGUUUUCACACGGAGCUGACCGUAUUGCGGCGCUCUUGACGUCGUACCGGCAGACUUAAAGCCGCUGAUGGUGACGGUGCGACUCGUGCUGC